This is a messenger RNA of Manacus vitellinus (golden-collared manakin), 979 nucleotides long. RefSeq names its product homeobox D4 (gene HOXD4). The record is from RefSeq and is a predicted model, not a curated record. Gene Ontology annotation, cellular component: nucleus. The coding region runs from base 34 to 747 and encodes 237 amino acids. NCBI's taxonomy places the organism in Eukaryota, Metazoa, Chordata, Aves, Passeriformes, Pipridae. Gene Ontology annotation, molecular function: RNA polymerase II cis-regulatory region sequence-specific DNA binding; DNA-binding transcription factor activity, RNA polymerase II-specific. Gene Ontology annotation, biological process: anterior/posterior pattern specification; regulation of transcription by RNA polymerase II; embryonic skeletal system morphogenesis. The transcript has 2 exons.
AGAAAAAUUAGUAUUUUCUACCUUCAGAAAUUAAUGGCCAUGAGUUCGUAUAUGGUGAACUCUAAGUAUGUGGAUCCCAAAUUUCCUCCUUGCGAGGAAUAUUUGCAGAAUAGCUACCUAGGCGAGCAGGGGGCCGAGUACUACAGUGCCUCGCAAGGCUCUGAUUUCCAGCACCAGGGACUCUAUCCACGGUCAAACUACAGCGAGCAACCCUUUAGCUGUAGCAAUGCCCAAGGCUCUGCCGGGCAGCCGCGGGGUCACGGACAGGAGCAAUCCGGCCCGGCAAGCCACUUCCCCGGCCCAGCAGAGCAUUGUCCACCGCCUCCAAUGUCCAACUCGCGAGCCUGCAGCCAGCAGCCGGCCCUCAAACCCCCAAACGGCUCCGCAGUUAAGCAGCCAGCAGUAGUUUAUCCCUGGAUGAAGAAAGUCCAUGUAAACUCGGUGAAUCCCAAUUACAACGGAGGGGAACCUAAACGCUCCCGCACAGCUUACACCAGACAGCAAGUCCUAGAACUGGAAAAAGAAUUUCAUUUUAACAGGUACCUGACCAGGCGCCGCCGUAUCGAGAUAGCCCACACUUUGUGUCUCUCUGAGCGCCAGAUCAAGAUCUGGUUUCAGAACAGAAGAAUGAAGUGGAAAAAAGAUCACAAACUGCCCAACACGAAGGGCAGGUCUUCUUCAUCUGGUUCAAACCCCCAUUUACAAACUGGUUCCAAGGACCAUCAGACUGAGUUGACAACUUUGUAGAAGAGGUGAAAUUUUCCAUUUCAUCCUUCGCUUCUGACCAGUACUGUACAUAACUGACACUGCCCAAGCAGAACCUGCAUGUAGCAGCUAAGGACACGAGAAACUGUCAUCUUUCUUUAAGGUACUGUUGUACAAAGGAGACAAAAUGACGCUACUUUGGACUUUAUUUUAUUUGCCUCUUCUGGCACAACUUAAAAAAGGAAAACAAAAAAAGGGGAAGGAAAGACAAAGG